AUGACAGCUGAGAGCCACCAGUCCCCUACCCGAGCCACUGGGGCUGGUACCAACCUCCAACAGGCCAACAAUUUCACAAUACCAGUGGUGAAGGUGGAGAAAGAGCCAGCUCCCGAGGCAAGUGUGACCACUGGACAAACCGAAGCAGAUGAGACUCCAAAAGGAAGGAGAAGGAAAAGACCCCUUCAGAGAGGCAAACCACCCUACAGCUACAUCGCCCUCAUAGCCAUGGCUAUUGCCCAUUCUUCUGAAAGAAAGCUGACCCUUGGAGGUAUAUACAAAUUUAUCACGGAGAGGUUCCCUUUUUACCGAGAUAACUCGAAGAAGUGGCAGAACUCCAUCAGACACAACCUUACUCUUAAUGACUGCUUCAUCAAAAUCCCUAGAGAGCCAGGGAGACCUGGGAAAGGCAACUACUGGGCUCUGGACCCCAAUGCUGAAGACAUGUUUGACAGUGGAAGCUUCCUAAGAAGAAGGAAGAGGUUCAAAAGAACGGACCUCACCACUUACCCAGCUUACAUACAUGACACCAGUAUGUUCCCCAUCACUACAAGUCUCCAGACCAUCCUAUCCUAA
Molecule: messenger RNA, 576 nt
Organism: Staurois parvus
Lineage: Eukaryota; Metazoa; Chordata; Amphibia; Anura; Ranidae
Source: the annotation of a GenBank genome assembly